Heterotrigona itama is the source of this 266-nucleotide messenger RNA. Lineage: Eukaryota; Metazoa; Arthropoda; Insecta; Hymenoptera; Apidae. The record is from the annotation of a GenBank genome assembly.
ACACAUCUUGAAGAUACGGAUCCCUAAUUCUUUAAUACACGUUUCUGCGAUUUCUUGUCGGUUUGCGGGUAUCUCUGAGAGGCACAUGAAGAAGAAGCGGAACCAGGGGGAGGGGAAAGAACGUAUCCCUGCUAUCAAGUGUACCAAAGAGGAGGACGUUGAAAGUGGUUGGAUGCUCGCGGAGAAGAGGAAGGAACCCAGGGCGCGUUGAAUAGGUCGAGCUAUGCAAAUUGCAGAUUAAUACGAUCACGGUGAUGGCAGUUGAG